UUUCAAUACAACACACACCUCUCUACAGUAUAUAUACUGACUAUUACAACAGCCACACGCACACACACACACAGCUGGCAUCUGACAGAGCACUGAGAUAAAGACUCAAACCAAGAACCAUGAAGGUGUUUGUGGUACUGGUUCUGGCUGUGUUCACAGGCUGCCAAGCCAACUUGUUCUAUGCUGAUGAACCCAAACCACAGCUGGAGCAACUGACUGAUGCUUUCUGGGACUAUGUUGCCAAGGCAACACACACUGCUGAGGACACACUGAAAACAAUUAGAGAGUCUCAACUUGGCCAGGAAGUCAAUGCUAGAAUUACAGAAGGGGCUAAUGUUGCCAGUCAGUAUGCUGUCAGUCUCCAGAACAAAGUGAACCCUCUGGCCCAGGACAUCAUGACCAAAAUCACCAAGGAGGCUGAAGUUCUGAAGGAGCGUCUUGAGCAGGACCUGACCACUGUGAGAGACAAACUGGAGCCCUAUGCUGAUGAUCUGAAGACCCAAAUUCAGCAGAGAGUGGAGGAGCUGAGAGUAGCUGUGGCUCCCUACGCUGAGUCCUUUGACUCUGAAGCUCUGAAAACUACCGUGCUGCAGAAGACCGAGGAGCUCAGGGGAAGUCUGGAGGAGAAAGUGAAGGAGCUGCAGUCCCAGCUGGAGCCCUACACUGAAGAUCUCAGACAGAAAGUAGAUCAGCACCUGCAGGAAUUCCAGAAGACCGUGGCCCCUCUGACUGAGGAUCUUCAGGCCAAGGUUGCUGAGAGAGCCACUUUGGUUCAGCAGAGUCUGGCUCCCUAUGCUGAGGACCUGAGAGAGAAACUGGACCCCUACGCCCAAAACCUGAAGGACCAGCUCACCUCUCUUUAUGAGUCCUUUACCAAGACCAACUAAAUACUCCAAACACUUCUUUUCACUCACUGGAUUGUUUUUACACUACUGAAAACUGAUAAAACUGACAUUCUCUAUUAUGGCACCUAUCCCAACAUUUCUCAGAAAAAAUGGCUGUGUUAACUUGUUAAAGAACCAGUUAAUUUCUCCUGUGACAGGAACAUGGUAAAAUUAAUAUCAAAAUUUAUCUAUUUAUUAAUGUAGUGCUGCUAAGGAGGUCUUUUGUGAACACUUUUUAAAUCAUGGAUUAGCAAUAAUACAUUUCUUGUAUUUAUCCUAUAAUAAAACAUCUGCCAAAUUGAA
Messenger RNA from Pangasianodon hypophthalmus (striped catfish), 1187 nucleotides. RefSeq names its product apolipoprotein A-I. The coding region runs from base 120 to 887 and encodes 255 amino acids. The transcript has 4 exons. The record is from RefSeq and is a predicted model, not a curated record. NCBI's taxonomy places the organism in Eukaryota, Metazoa, Chordata, Actinopteri, Siluriformes, Pangasiidae. Gene Ontology annotation, biological process: cholesterol homeostasis; cholesterol biosynthetic process; cholesterol efflux. Gene Ontology annotation, cellular component: blood microparticle; extracellular region; chylomicron. Gene Ontology annotation, molecular function: phospholipid binding; phosphatidylcholine-sterol O-acyltransferase activator activity; cholesterol binding.